GCAGUAAGCAACAUUGCGCCUGGGAGUUUUGUUUAAGCAGUUAUAUAACUAAAGAUGCAGUAGCUACUGUUUCGUCUUUACAUGAAGAUUAUCUGUAGUCGGAUUUGGAAAAUGUCAUUCCGCAGUUAUACAACGUGGCACGAAUAAUGGGGAUCAUUUCCUGUUCUCCUCAAGGACUGGCGUUCUAGUUAAGCUGCCAUUGGGGCAUGUGCAAGUCGAAUUCCCAGCAGAAAAUGUCGAAUGUGGAAAUGAAAGAUCUCUAUAAAAUAUAAUAGUGCAAAAAGCACCAAAACAAACCAUUUUCUCUCAGUAAUGAUAGAACGAGUGACGCUGCAGUACUGAGCCACAUGCAGAAAACCAACAAUGACUACAGAUAAGACAGGGUAAACACUUCUCUAGCUUCAGAAAUCCUACUCGUGGUGCGUCAUCGGAUAGAGGGUCAAGAACAAACUUUUCUUGAAGAUGAUACGAUUUUGUAAACAAGGGGACCUUGCAUAUAUAAGGGGACCCAGUGUCCGCCAUCAGUCAGUGGCCACUAGAUCGUUGUUAAGAGAAGUCUUCACCAGAGAGGAAGCCUCGAAGUAAAGAGUACAACCUUGGACCCUGGAAGGAACCUCACCUUCGAAGAGGUUCCACAACAACCGAAACCUGACGAUGGCUCCGGAAGUGAAAUCCGUCCCGCAGAACCGGACCGAAUCCGUCCUCUCGAAGAGAGGAAAACACCUCGCUGACUACCAAGACUUUCUUGUGGCUAAUCUCAACAAGGCCAGUGCCAAUCCCUUCAGUGAAGAAAAUCCAGGUGGCAUUGUUAACCUGGGAACGGCUGUCAACAGAUUGUUAGAAUCGGAUUUGGCCACUAGAUUGGCCCAAGAUGACUGCUUCAAAUUCAGCCCUCUAAACCAACACUAUUAUGAUUUUAGAGGCAUCAAGUGUCUGAAAAUUUCCUUAAGCAAUUUUUUUGCAAGACACUUCCAGCCUUAUAAGCGCGUUAUUGCAGAGAAGAUGAUCAUAUUCAAUGGUGUGUCUUCGUGCCUUGACGCAAUUUCUCAUGUACUGUGUGAUCCAGGCGACAUAAUCAUCACCCCCACUCCUGUAUACGCCCGUAUAUUCACAGACGUACAUGACGCCGCUAGAGCGAUUGUGGAGCCCCUGCCUUUGAGUGAAGAGGAGGACGAGAAUGGCCAAACUUUUGCUUUGAAGCCCGAGGAGUUGGAGAGGAAGAUUGUUUCCCUGAGGGCCACGGGGAAAAACGUCAGGUGUUUCAUCCUUGUGACUCCAAAUAAUCCCCUGGGAGACAUUUAUUCAGCUGAACUCAUGAUGGAGUUGCUGAAUGUCUGCGCCAAGUACGAAGUUCACUUCGUCAGCGAUGAGAUUUACGGCCUUUCCGUAUUCGAGGGCACAAAGUUUACCAGUUUACUCUCCCUGGACAUUCCGGAUCCUUCAAGGACCCACCUCCUGUGGGGAUUCAGCAAGGACUUUGGUCUGGCCGGGCUGAGAAUUGGUGUCAUCUACAGCUUCAGCGAAGAUGUGUUUCAGGCUCUUUCUAACAUGUCACUCUACAAAUGCACUCCACAAAUAGUUCAAGAAGCAGCAGCUGCGCUCAUUGAAGAUAUCGAAUGGUGCGACAAGUUUUAUCUGCCGCUUAAUUCCACGAGAUUAGCAAAUGCCUACGAAUACGCAGCCUCACGACUCCAGUCCAUGGGAGUCCAAGUUAGACCUGCAAAAGCUGGGCUGUUCAUUUGGGGCAACGCUCGGUCUUUGCUGCACAGUCCAACGGAAGAAGACGAAAUGAAACUUCACGAAGAAGCCCUUGACGCCGGCGUUUAUAUUGUUCCGGGUAUGAAGUUGUAUUGUACCACACCUGGCUGGUUCAGGCUGAUCACUUCCGUCACGCGGAAAGAACUCCAAGUUGGUCUGGAUAGACUUCAGGAGGUGUUGGAAGCAAGAGCGAAACGAUGUCCAGAAAAACUUCCCGACAACGUCCCAAAUGGAGGCGGCGACAACUGACAUGUGGAGACACUGCCCAGCGAAGCGCCUAGUUUCUAGAAAUUUCACUGGAACAGAGCUUAUGAUGUGUAGUUACUCCAAAUAGCUCUUCCUUCCUUUUCUUUGUUUACCUUCUGAACGUGAUGAAGAACAGAUCUUACUUGUGAGUGAUCAUUUCAAUAUAUAUAUA
Messenger RNA from Macrobrachium nipponense, 2176 nucleotides. RefSeq names its product 1-aminocyclopropane-1-carboxylate synthase-like protein 1. The transcript is spliced from 11 exons. The coding region runs from base 655 to 2007 and encodes 450 amino acids. Gene Ontology annotation, biological process: biosynthetic process; amino acid metabolic process. NCBI's taxonomy places the organism in Eukaryota, Metazoa, Arthropoda, Malacostraca, Decapoda, Palaemonidae. The record is from RefSeq and is a predicted model, not a curated record. Gene Ontology annotation, molecular function: transaminase activity; pyridoxal phosphate binding.